UAUAUAAGCCACUGAAGUCGACAGAUUACUACUGUAUAUAUAUAUAUAUAUAUAAUAUAUAAGUUCCGAGAAAGAAAGAUGCCGGAAUAUUGCGUAACUGGUGGAACUGGGUUCAUAGCAGCUUAUCUAGUGAAGUCUUUGCUAGAUAAAGGUCAUAUUGUAAGAGCAACAGUCAGAGAUCCAGAGGAUGAUGGAAAGGUUGGGUUUCUUAAAGAGUUCAAUGGAGCCAAAGAGAGGUUAAAGAUUAUGAAAACUGAUUUGAUGAUUGAAGGGAGUUUUGAUGAGGCUAUUCAUGGCGUCGAUGGUGUUUUCCAUACUGCAUCACCGGUGCUCGUUCCUUAUGAUAAUAAUGUUCAGGCAACUUUGAUUGAUCCAUGCAUUAAGGGCACAUUGAAUGUGCUAAAUUCCUGUACCAAAUCAACUAGUGUCAAAAGAGUUGUGCUUACUUCUUCCUGUUCUUCAAUAAGAUACCGGUACGAUGUCCAACAAGUAUCUCCCCUAAACGAGUCACAUUGGAGCGAUCCAGAGUACUGCAAACGCUACAAUCUGUGGUACGCAUAUGCAAAGACUAUAGGUGAGAAGGAGGCUUGGAGAGUAGCAGAGGAAAGAGGGAUUGAUCUAGUUGUGGUGAACCCAUCUUUUGUUGUUGGCCCUUUGCUUGCUCCACAACCCACUAGUACCCUGCUGCUUAUACUGGCCAUAGUUAAAGGUUUGCGAGGCGAAUAUCCAAACACGACAGUGGGAUUUGUGCACAUAGAUGAUGUGGUUGCUGCUCACGUUUUGGCGAUGGAAAAUAGCAGAGCAUCAGGCAGGCUAGUAUGCUCAAGUUCAGUAGCUCAUUGGUCAGAAAUAAUUGAGAUGCUCAAGGUCAAAUAUCCCUCUUAUCCACAUGAGAACAAGUGUAGUAGCCAGGAAGGAGACAGCAACCCGCAUAGCAUGGACACAAGCAAGAUUGCUCAGUUGGGGUUCCCUCCUUUGAAAACAGUAGAACAUAUGUUUGAUGAUUGCAUCAAGAGUUUUCAGGAAAAGGGGUUACUUUAAAACCAGGAAAAAAGAAAAGAAAAUAAAAUAUAUGUAAUGUCGAGAAGCUUCAUCAUGUUCAUCCCAAGAUAGGAUUUAUAUCUCAAUGAUGUUAACAAAAGACUUUGUUUGAUGUCUCCAAUUGAGAAUUUAUUUUCUAUCCA
Messenger RNA from Ricinus communis (castor bean), 1184 nucleotides. RefSeq names its product tetraketide alpha-pyrone reductase 2. The record is from RefSeq and is a predicted model, not a curated record. The transcript has 6 exons. NCBI's taxonomy places the organism in Eukaryota, Viridiplantae, Streptophyta, Magnoliopsida, Malpighiales, Euphorbiaceae. Gene Ontology annotation, molecular function: oxidoreductase activity, acting on the CH-OH group of donors, NAD or NADP as acceptor. Bases 79 to 1041 code for a protein of 320 amino acids.